GAAGGUCCCAUCUCCCACUCCGAUAUAGAACCAACCGUUUUAAUCGCGUUUGCAGCCAUCUGCUGCUGAUUGGGUGAGCCUUGCAAGGUGACAACCAAUCACCAAUGACCAAUCACAGGAAGCAAUUCUUCCGUAGUACACUGACUGACUGAUGAUGGCCGCUGUAUGGUGGUGACGAGUAAUGCCCUGCUCCAGGCUCACAUUGCUGGAGGGAGGACUCUGUGUGUCUGAUAGUGACUGUGCUGGCUCCUCUAAUAAUGACUGCUAUACUUCACUGCUUCUUGGGAUACCACUCUUCAUCUUGGCUUUGAAACCCCCUAAAAUCAGUUUAAAUGAGAAUGUCCCUGGCGCAGAGAGUGCUGCUUACUUGGCUAUUCAGUUUACUCUUCCUGAUCAUGUUGGUGCUAAAGCUGGAUGAGAAGGCCCCUUGGAGCUGGUUCAUCAUCUUCAUUCCUGUCUGGAUAUUUGACACCAUACUACUUGUUAUGCUGAUUGUGAAAAUGGCAGGACGAUGUAAAUCUGGGUAUGAUCCCCGGAAUGCAGCACAAAAUAUGAAGAAAAAGUCUUGGUAUCUUGCCGCCAUGCUACUGAAAUUGGCAUUUUGUCUCAUCUUAUGUGCGUUGUUGGAACAAUUUACCAGUAUGUAUUUAUGCUUUGUAUUUAUUCCUUUGUGGAUACUGUUGAUUGGUGGUCUGACUGAACUUGGAUUCAAUGUAUUUUAUGUGAUCUAAGACUGACUGGACCUGUUGCCAUCAAAAUGUUGAAAUUCCCCAUCUGUGGUUUCAUGAAGGUCAUUUGAAUUACUUACCUGUAUUGCUAGAUAAGUAUCCACUACUAUGGAUCUGAAUGAUUUGUUUAAAGGUAUAAUUUGUUUGAGCUGUACUAUAUGUAAAUAAAUUACAAAUAAGCAUUUAA
Pseudophryne corroboree (corroboree frog) is the source of this 915-nucleotide messenger RNA. It is a transcript of the gene TMEM60, whose product is annotated as transmembrane protein 60. NCBI's taxonomy places the organism in Eukaryota, Metazoa, Chordata, Amphibia, Anura, Myobatrachidae. The transcript has 2 exons. The record is from RefSeq and is a predicted model, not a curated record. The coding region runs from base 333 to 731 and encodes 132 amino acids.